AUGUUGAGGCCAUAUUCGUGUGACCUUGGUGACAUCAAAGAGAGUUUCGUUUCGUUGAACUUUUAUGGAUUAUGUUUGCACCUUUUGGAUAUAUUCAUCAUAGACAUCGUCUUGGUCCAGCUCAGUUGGCAGAAAGCAAUAAGCAUGCAGCAAAACGUGAUCUGGCAGCUCCAGCGCCUGGUCUUGAGCCUGGAGAACCCCAUUUGUGCUCUCCCUCUGAGCAAGGUGCAACCCUGCACCUCCACUCCCUCCAAAGCUUUUAGAUCGCCAUUCAUGGCGCUUUCCGGCCGCAAGAACGACUUUGUGAGCUUGCAGGAGCUGUGCUCCGAGCUGCGGGAUGAUCUUCACUUAGAUUCUGAGAUGUUCCCAGUGCUGGAGCUAGAGCCUGACGUGCGAGCUGUGCGGCUCAACGCCUAUUUGCUGGAUUUCUACCAGCAUGGCCAAGUUGAUGCGCUGGAGCUCGACAACAAAAUCCCGCACACCGAAUACUGGACACUUCUCGAGGACUUCAUGUUCUUCCUGAGGGCCCUCGCGUCAGUGGCCAAACACCGCCAGCACCGCGCCAAGCAGCGAGGGGAGGCCAUGGAGCUCGGCGAGGAGGUCAUCGUGGGUGCUUUCGAAGCGAUCAGUACGCAGUUCGAGGCCAACUUUAGGGCAAUUCGUGGCAGGCGGCUCUGA
Molecule: messenger RNA, 678 nt
Organism: Symbiodinium sp. CCMP2456
Lineage: Eukaryota; Dinophyceae; Suessiales; Symbiodiniaceae
Source: the annotation of a GenBank genome assembly